AGUUAUACGCUAGAAAAAUCAACUAACGUGGAUUUCACUUCAUGAUAUGAAUGGAAAUUAGCCACUUAGCCAUAUUUUUUUUUCCAAGCUAGAAUACAAAGACAUCACUCAGCUCUGACUUCUUAUAAGUCGAGUUGUAUGGGUGACAUAAUAGCUCCAGUUGAAACCCACAUAUCUCUAUUUAUAUCACCAACCUUCUCCCUCACUUUUUUUUAAACCAAAAUAAAUCUUCUUCAAAACUUUUCAUAAAGACCAUGUCUGAAUCCCGUGUGCGUUUGCAUUUUCUCUCGCUAAUCUUGCUCUGUUGUGUCUCCCCUUCAAGCUUAUUCACAUUAAACAUCGAUAAAAGUAGUUAUGUUGCUUGUGGUCCCCAUCAGACUCAAGCUCUCACUGAGUUCAUGGAUGAGUUUGAUAGCAGCCACUGCAACCUCAGUGAUCCCUUUAACGGAGUCAGGUGCGAUAUCUCAACGGGUGCCGUCACGAAGCUACGACUCAAGGCCUGUCUCAGUGGAACUCUAAAGCCCAAUAGUAGCCUCUUCAGGUUAUACCAUCUUCGUUACCUUUUUCUCAGUGGAAACAACUUCAUCUCAUCUUCACUUCCUUCUGAAUUUGGCAAUCUCAGCAGGUUAGAGGUCUUAUCUCUUUACAAUAAUAGCUUCUUCGGCCAAGUUCCUUCCUCGUUUAAUAACCUAAGCCUUCUUUCUGUUUUAGACCUUUCCGAAAAUAAGCUCACCGGUAGUUUCCCACUUGUACAGAAUCUAUUAAAUCUCUCAGUUUUAGAUAUAAGCUACAACAAGUUCAGGUCGUUACUACCUUCUGAAUUUGGAAAUCUCAACAGACUCGAGCUCUUGUCUCUUUCCUCCAAUGACUUUUUCGGGCAAGUUCCUCCUACAAUUAGGAACCUAACCUCGUUAAAAGAGUUGCACCUUGACAAAAACAAGUUCACUGGUAGUUUCCCACCUGUACAAAAUCUUACCAUGCUCUCUCUUCUACAUCUUUAUGAGAAUCACUUCUAUGGAACCAUUCCUUCUUCUCUCUUCACCAUGCCUUCCUUAUCAGAUCUUGAUCUUAGUGGAAACGAUCUCAACGGAUCUAUUAAUUUUCCUAAUUCCUCUACCCCAUCUAUGCUCGAGUACUUAUACCUUGGGCAGAACCAUUUUGAAGGAAAAAUCAUAGAGCCUAUCUCAAAGCUCAUCAACCUCAAGAUUCUUGACCUUUCUUUCAUAAACACAAGUUACCCGAUUGAUAUACGCCUCUUCGCCCCGCUAAAAUCUUUGUCGGUUCUCUAUCUUUCCGGUAAUCCUAUAUCUCCGGCCAGUUUAGAUACAAGUUUAGACAUUCCAACAAACUUGGAGAGUUUGUUGUUACAAAGCUGUGGCAUCAUCGAGUUCCCAAAUAUCUUAAAGAACCUUGAGAAGUUGGAGCUUAUAACAUUGUCACACAACAGAAUCAAAGGGAAAAUCCCCGAGUGGUUAUGGAACCUUCCUCGUCUGACCACAGUUUUUCUAAAAAACAAUUCGCUUAAUGGUUUCGAAGGUCCAGUGGAUGUUUUGGUAAACUCAUCAGUGAAAGAAUUAAAUCUGGAGCAAAACUGUUUCGAAGGAGAAAUUCCUAUUCUACCACUCUCUAUCAGCAUGUUGAGUACACAGUACAACAAAUUCACAGGGAGCAUACCGCUUUCAAUGUGCAAAUGUAGAUCUCUCACGGAUUUAUUGCUAGGUUACAAUAACCUCACAGGUCCAGUUCCUCAAUGCUUGAGUAACUUGACAUUUGUGACUCUACGGAAGAACAACUUGGAAGGAAGUAUUCCUGACGCAUUUUAUAUCAGUUCUUCUCUACGAUCACUUGAUGUUGGACACAAUCUACUCACCGGGAAACUUCCAGGAUCUCUUCAGAAUUGUUCAUCUCUCGAGUUUCUGGCUGUUGACCACAACAGAAUCAAAGACAAGUUUCCUUUUUGGCUCAAGGCUUUACCAAAUCUGCAAGUCCUUAUCCUCAGUUCAAACAAAUUCUAUGGAUCUAUAUCUCUUCCUGGUCAAGGUCCUCUCGGGUUUCCGGAGCUGCGUAUAUUUGAGAUAUCUGAUAAUAAGUUUACUGGAAGCUUGCCACCAACAUACUUUGUCAAUUGGAAAGCAACAUCCCCUACUAUGAAUGAAGAUGGUGGUCUUUAUAUGCUACGCAAAAAAAGUACUAACGGGAACUUGUACUAUAACAAUGUAGAGGCUGUAGAUUUGCAAUACAAAGGUCUAUAUAUGGAACAAGCGUUGGUCCUUAAUUCCUACGCGACCAUUGGUUUUUCUGGGAAUAGAAUUGAAGGACAGAUUCCUGAAUCCAUUGGUCUCUUGAAAGCGCUGAUUGCACUCAACUUCUCAAACAAUGCCUUCACAGGUCAUAUUCCUUUGUCGUUGGCAAAUCUGAGCAAUCUCGAGUCACUAGACCUAUCAAGAAACCAACUCUCAGGGUUUAUUCCUAAUGGGCUUGGGACCCUCUCAUUUUUGGCGUACAUAAAUGUGUCCCACAACCAGCUCAAGGGUGAAAUACCACAAGGAACACAGAUUACGGGACAACCAAAAUCUUCAUUCGAAGGGAAUGCAGGGCUUUGUGGCCAUCCACUCCAGGAAACUUGCUUUGGGACUAAUGCUACACCCACACAACGACCUAAGCAAGAAGACAAAGAAGAAGAAGUAGAAGUGUUGAACUGGAAAGCUGUAGUAAUUGGAUAUGGACCUGGAGUGUUGCUUGGACUGGCAAUAGCGCACGUCAUUGCUUCAUACAAACCGGAGUGGCUUGUCAAGAUAGUUGGUCCCAGUAAGCGCAGAAGCCGUUAAUAUUGUUUCAGUUUGAGUGCAAUCCUUGAAUGUAUGUCUAGUAGUUAAGUGCUCAUGUAUGCAAGCAUUUCCUUAUGUUUGUUGUUUCAUUAUCUGAUGUUUUGUUCUAUUUCUCCUUUUUUUUAAAUAAAGAUUCCGAAGUCUUUUCUA
Brassica rapa (field mustard) is the source of this 2978-nucleotide messenger RNA. RefSeq names its product receptor-like protein 42. Gene Ontology annotation, molecular function: protein binding. Lineage: Eukaryota; Viridiplantae; Streptophyta; Magnoliopsida; Brassicales; Brassicaceae. The record is from RefSeq and is a predicted model, not a curated record.